Zingiber officinale is the source of this 2242-nucleotide messenger RNA. Its product is annotated as F-box/kelch-repeat protein At1g55270-like. The coding region runs from base 301 to 1617 and encodes 438 amino acids. The record is from RefSeq and is a predicted model, not a curated record. The transcript is spliced from 2 exons. Gene Ontology annotation, molecular function: protein binding. NCBI's taxonomy places the organism in Eukaryota, Viridiplantae, Streptophyta, Magnoliopsida, Zingiberales, Zingiberaceae.
GCGUGUCUGCUGCGUGUGUGGAUAGUGGAUUCGUGCGAGUCUUCCUCCCCCUCUUCUUCCUCCGAGUGCUUCUUCUCUCAGCGUUGAAACAAGUAAACAAAUCUCAGAUCAAGCAAGCAACCACUCGAGCGGAGGAAGUAGCGAACGCGUUGAUGCCUCUCGUUUCAAGAUCCAAAGAGAGGCCUUCUAGUCUCGUCCCCAUUUCGCAGCUUGCUGUACCCUAACUACAUUUUUCUUCCUUGAUCGAUCGAUCGAUCGACCGGAGGGGUCGGCGUGGGGUCGGUUCUCCUAGGUGGGACGAUGGAGAGAGCUGUUCCGGAAAGCUUGGCCGGUCACCGAGUCGUUCGCGUGCAAGCUCCGCUGGUUGAUUCUGUAUCAUGCUAUUGUAGAGUAGAUGCUGGUUUGAAAACAGUUGUAGGAGCUAGAAAAUUUGUUCCUGGUGCUAAGCUCUGUCUACAACCUGAAAUUAUACCCAGUGGGACAAGAUUGAGGAACACACGGAGGGAGAGGAGUAGAAACCAAGCACCUCUAUUACCUGGUCUCCCAGAUGAUCUUGCUAUUUCUUGCUUGAUUCGGGUUCCUCGAGUUGAACAUCAAAACCUCCGAUUAGUUAGCAAAAGAUGGAAUAAACUUUUGUCUGGAAAUUACUUCUACUCUCUUAGGAAAAAGCUAGGGGUGGCAGAGGAAUGGGUGUAUGUCAUCAAGAGAGACCGCGAUGGAAAGAUAUCCUGGCAUGCAUUUGAUCCUAAUUAUCAACUCUGGAGGCCACUUCCACCUGUUCCAGCUGAUUAUUCUGAAGCUCUUGGUUUUGGUUGUGCUGUUCUUAGUGGCUGCUACCUCUACCUAUUCGGCGGUAAAGAUCCAUCAAAGGGAUCAAUGAGGCGUGUAGUCUUCUACAAUGCAAGGACAAACAAAUGGCACAGAGCUCCAGACAUGCUUCGGAAACGCCAUUUCUUUGGUUCUUGUGUCAUCAAUAACUGCCUAUAUGUUGCUGGUGGGGAAUGUGAAGGGAACCAAAGAACUCUUCGGUCAGCUGAGGUUUAUGAUCCUAACAGGAACAGAUGGGCAUCCAUUGCUGAAAUGAACACUGGAAUGGUCCCUUUUAUUGGCGUUGUUUAUGAGGGCAAAUGGUUUUUAAAAGGUUUUGAUUCACACCGUCAGGUUGUGAGUGAAGUCUAUACUCCUACUGCCAACGCAUGGUCCACUGUUAGCGGUGCAAUAGUUACAGGUUGGCGAAAUCCCAGUAUUUCAUUGAAUGGAAGGCUUUAUGCAUCAGAUUGCAGGGAUGGAUGUAAGCUUAGAGUCUAUGAACCAGAAACAGACUCAUGGGAUAAGUUCAUGGACAGCAAAAAUCAUCUAGGAAAUUCUAGGGCCUUUGAGGCUGUAUCAUUUGUUUCUCUUAAUGGGAAGCUGGGUAUUAUUAGGAACAACAUGAGCAUAAGUCUAGUUGAUGUGACAGAUCCAGCAAAUAUCAUAGAGACAAACAGUGCUCGUGUGUGGGAAACUAUUGCUGGCAAAAGCCAAAUUAAGAAUUUUGUGGCAAGCCUAUGGUCCUCUAUCGCAGGACGCAAUGGAGUGAAGAGCCAUAUCGUUCACUGUCAGGUGCUUCAAGCAUAAGGGCCCGUGGAGAAAUGAAAAGUGACAAAAGUUCAUUGAUUUCGUGUUACAGUAAGCUGGUUACUAAUCAAUUUACAUCUCAAGUGGAGAAUUCUGUAACAAAGCUCUUCGUUCUCCUACCUGUGUUUGUGUUGAGAUCUUACCCAGAGAUUGAAAAUAUGUGGUUUCCAUUGGAUAGUGGGAGAAGGAACAUGCUUUGUUGCACAGAAUGAGAACUAAGCAUAAGUGACUGCAAUGGCCUAUCUACGAGCUAUGUGCUGCAUCGAUACAGCCAUGGAACUAUCAAAAUCAUCAACGACAUGCUGUUUUAUAGCGCACUUAUUUCUUCCCGUGGACUUAUCUCGGAUGACGAGAAUCGUGCUUAAAUGGUAAUUCAUUAUUAAACGUGAUAGUAAAGUCAUUGCCUUCGUUGUGGAACUCACUUCACUUGUCAUGUUCUUGGUGUCAUUUUCAAAUUGUAUAAUCUUUAAUGAGAGCAGCAUUCUAUUGCAAGAGUAACUAGGCGAUGCUACUUUCACAAUUUCUCGCCGUGCACCUCUGCAUAUAUCAACGAUGUGUCUGAUGGUGCUUGUUGGGGUUGCAGUGUUGUUCUAUUAUCAAUUUUUUUUGCACUUAUUUUCUUUCA